AUGGACCCAUAUGAGCUUAGAACAAUGGAAGAGUAUACACAAGGCUGGGUUAAUCUACUCUCCACUGUCUGGCAAAAUAUUUCAAAGGAUCAUUUGUUAGGCUGCCAGCUCGCGCUAUUUGGGGUACUUCUUACUUACGCUCUUUUGCCCGCUGGCAAUAGACAUCACGGGAUUGCUAUUGCUGAUCAAUUGGAGCAAGUGGUACUUCAAGCGCAGCAAGAGAAGUGGAAGGUUGGAGCGAUUAUUACCGACAAUGUGGGGCAGUGUGGUUGUGCACGUCGUAUAUUGACAAAGGUGAUAAAUAAAUUUUACGGAAAGCCGCUAGGGCUGAGAACAUUGUGCGAAACAAGAUGGAAUUCAAUGCAAGGGUGGUUCGCGUCACUUCUACGUGUACAGUCGGCGCUUCAAAUGUUUAAUCGUCACUACAAGAGAGCAAACAAUGUUUUUAAGCAGAGGCGGUUUAUUGCACCGCUAUCGCUCGCUUCGCAUCGCCUUCAAGUUGACGAAAACACCGUUGGAGACGUAGUUCGCUUAUUUGGGAAUAUCUACAAGGAAUUUCAGCAGCACCUUGUUCAUCAAGAAAAUGUGAUCGAGUGCGUCGAAGAUGGCUGGAAACAAGAGCUAUCGGAGACUGUGGUAUCUGGAAUCGGCACUCUUGCCAAAAUAGCUGUUUGUUACUACAAGCGGCUCUUUGGCACCGUGGAAAUUGGCCAACUCCGACGUGACAUGCUCGCAUGGACGCAGAGAAGAUUCACAAGAAUGAAGCCAAUGCUCUCUAUCACAGUCAAUACUGUCACAUGCGAGCGCUUGUUCACGGCAAGUAAGGCUCUUUACUUUCAUAUAGUAGCCAAACAUGUCCGCAAAUAA
Phytophthora infestans T30-4 is the source of this 867-nucleotide messenger RNA. RefSeq lists its product as uncharacterized. The transcript has 7 exons. The record is from RefSeq and is a predicted model, not a curated record. Bases 1 to 867 code for a protein of 288 amino acids. NCBI's taxonomy places the organism in Eukaryota, Oomycota, Peronosporomycetes, Peronosporales, Peronosporaceae.